Messenger RNA from Daldinia vernicosa, 1816 nucleotides. Its product is annotated as chromatin modification-related protein EAF7-domain-containing protein. The transcript has 2 exons. Gene Ontology annotation, biological process: regulation of transcription by RNA polymerase II. The coding region runs from base 67 to 1257 and encodes 396 amino acids. Gene Ontology annotation, cellular component: NuA4 histone acetyltransferase complex; nucleus. Lineage: Eukaryota; Fungi; Ascomycota; Sordariomycetes; Xylariales; Hypoxylaceae. The record is from RefSeq and is a predicted model, not a curated record.
GCCCCGCGAUCUUCUAAGCCACAGAUUGUCUUAGCGCAAGACUUAUGUACGUACCUACUACUUCGUAUGUACAGCUUGGACCCUGGUUAUCGAAAGUUACUCAAACUCAACAGUUUCACUUUUCUAAGUAUUGACUUUACGGUAUAUUUCCUACCUGUUGGGAGCUUUAUUAUAUUAAAACAAAGUUACACCAGAAGAACUGCUGUACCAAUACUUUUUAAGAGGACGAAUAUGCCUCCUAAAAGGAAGUCCAAGGCCGGUGGGUUGGCAGAGGUAUCAACGCCAAAAGCAUCCUCAACUCCCGCGCGCGACGACGAUGCUAUGGAUGUCGACACGCCGCAAGCUGCUGAUACUCCUCGCGCCGCCGAUACUCCUACAGCUUCCAAGCCUAAUUUAAAUUUACCUCCGCCAUCUGAAAUCCUCAACAACCUCUGGACCGACGAUCAGGAAUCUUCCCUAUUUAAAGCAGUUAUUCGCUGGAAACCAUCGGGGAUUCAUAAACACUUUCGCAUGAUAUCCAUUUCGGAACAUCUUCGUAACCAUGGGUUCGAUCCAGACGUCGAGACGCACACGCGCAUACCAUGUAUAUGGGCCAAACUACGGCUUUUCUAUAAUAUGGAUGCCAUAGACGAGCGCGAUAACGCCUUCGACUACGUUAAGGGCGAAACCGAAGGCCAAGACGAGGAGCCUCCUGAACAGAAGUACAAUUAUUUCGAACUACCUGCGGAUGACUUUCAUGAUCUCAUGUGGGCUCGCGCGGCAGCCGGACCUGGUGAAGAGUCGGCCCCGUCAGAUGCAGAAGCGGAAGCUCACGAAAAGCACGCGGUUUCUAGUAGGAAGCGCAAACGUGGCAGCACGAGAGGAGGCGGUCACGAUGCUACGACCGAUGCGGCGAGCGUCGCUGGUAGCACCACGACCAAAACGCGAAGGUCCAGUACCAUCGAUGACACCGAUCAGGAGACGCCGUUCCCCAGUAGUCCUGCGGGUCGGCCAACUGCAAGAGGUGCUAGGAGCCAGAAACGAGCUGCUGCGAAGGCGAAGGCAGAGAGUGUGGAGCCAGACGUCGAAGAAGAACCUGAGGAAGACGACGAGGAAGCCGAAGACAACGAGAGCGAAGAAGAGGGAGACGAAGAGGAAAGCGAGAAGGAAGAAGCCGAUGCUGCUCCAACUACUAGAUCCAGUAGAGGGAGCGCCGCUACCAGGGGUCGGGCCGCCCGUGGACGAGCUCGAGGGAAACCUGGCCGAAAGAAGGGUUGAAAACCCAUUGACCACGUUUUUCGCAAUAAUAAGCGAGCACAAAGCAGCCGGCUUUAAUAAUGCUUGGAUCAUAGAAGCGAACGCGGCGAUACGAGCUACCGAGAAAGCGAAGGGGCUGUUUUGAAUACCUAAGUCUUUGUCGCAAUAGGGCCAGGCGUGCGGUAGAGUGCGGCCUUUGGUUACGGAACUACUACUCGUAUUUGCCAAAUGUUUGCUGUGGAAGCCAAGACAUGCUAUGACUAUCGAGCGGAUCAUGCGGACUAUCGACAAACAGAUGGAAGGCAAAUCCUACGGGCCUAAGGAAAGGAUAUUCUAGCAAGGGGCUACUAGACAGCAUGGAAGUAACCGCAUCCGACUUUGUAAUGGACAGUGUCUAGGUAUAGGUCCUAGUGUACGUAUAGUCUAGGAACGUAUUGAACUACGGCCAAGUAUGGUAUACUACUUGUUUGGUCCAUUUGCCCUAGGUAGGUUAGACUCUUAGGCGGAGUGCUGACUAGUACAAGAAUGAUAAUAAUAAUAAAAAGCUAUUCUCAAACCUGUAGUUUAUAGCAAUUCAAAC